Molecule: messenger RNA, 1506 nt
Organism: Mucor velutinosus
Lineage: Eukaryota; Fungi; Mucoromycota; Mucoromycetes; Mucorales; Mucoraceae
Gene: cwf29
Product: RNA-binding protein Cwf29
Exons: 2
Coding region: 1-1506 (501 amino acids)
Source: RefSeq, a predicted model, not a curated record
AUGAACAUAUUAUCUGUUCUAUUAGGACAUUAUAAUCAAGAUCAAGAAUUCAACUUGUACAAGAUCGAGAAUACCGAUACGCUUCUCUUCAAAUUGAAUGACAUUACACAUCUGUUCAAUCUAGAAUCGAGUUUGUUUGAGAAAACACCACAAUUUGUUGAUAAACAAAAAAACACUUACAUAAAUACCACUGAGCUUGUCCAAAUAGCCAUCCAACACAACAAAUUUUUGCUGGCUGAGCUCUGUAAAUUGAAGCCAAAUGAUUAUGUUGCCAAAUUGGAUGAAUCAAUGUUAGCAAACUUACCGCGUUUGGUGUACAGCAAGUCAAAAAAAGAUGCGAGUCAAUAUCAGAUCACCUCCAUUGAGCUCACAAACAACAGCAAACCUGUGAAAUCAGAGCCACUGUCGCCGUCUCCACCUCAACCUCGACUUCCUUUACCAACGCAUACAUCAGAUCCAAUGGCUCUGGAUCACAUCAUAACUUCAAAUAAGCAGGCUAGAAGAUUAAGCAGGACAUUUGAAGAUCCUCCACCCAUCAAAAAGCAAAAGAAAAUUGAGCCUCUGCCAAAGCCUUUACAUACAGUGAGCUCUCAGCAACCCACCUUAUUAGCAAAGCGUUUAGGCAACAACAUCAACAACAAGAGAAAUUUGACCAUCUAUGCUCCUACCUAUGGCGAGCAAUUCAACGGCAUACGAUCAGCGCCUCUCAACUCCAAUUUCCGUCAAGCGCCUGCCACAAAACCACAUCCUUUAUCAAAAGCUACCUUGGUGUCGCCUGCCAACUCAAGCACCGCAUCUGAAUUUGCUAUUCCCCCUAUCGUUCCUUCGCAACAACAGCCUCCUCACACGGCGCAUCCCAGCAGCAUACAUCGCCGUCAUUCACCGCAAUAUCCAGCAUCAGCUUUCGGACACAGUUUCCCUGUAACAUCAGGUCGAGUGGAGCCACCAACAAAACCGAGCUCAUUACAACGACAACAGUUUAUGCAACCAUUUGAGCAUUUAUUCGAUACCAUUGAAACGACUCGUAAUUUGAAAUCAACGCUGGACGAUCAGAUUCGUCGCUCAUCCACAUUGAUCCAAACGUUACAAGCAUCCUCCACCACCAUUGAGGGGCUGGUUCGUAAUCAGAUUAAGGAAGCUCAAAUGGAAAUUAUGCAUAGAAUGGAAGAUUCAAUUGAUGGUCUAUUUCAUCGCAUUUCGUCACUGGAAAGACGUCUUCAUUCCCCAGCAGAAGAUCACCAUGAAACCAGGGAUGUAUCGCCAACAUCAUCCGCUUCUCAUGGCAACAAUCAUUCCACAACGUCUCUACCCGGGCAUCCUCCUCCACCUCCCUCUGCUGCUCCUGCUGCGCCCUCGUCUCAUCUCACUAGACAACAGCAGCAGGAUCUUGUGAGCCCGCCUACUAUCGUCAGAUCUCAACAUGACAUUGGGCCCAACGAAUACCACAGCAUGCUGGACACGUUAAGGGAGAGAUUAGAUAGACUUGAAAAGCAACUCGAAUCAUAA